This is a messenger RNA of Symbiodinium sp. CCMP2592, 1302 nucleotides long. The record is from the annotation of a GenBank genome assembly. NCBI's taxonomy places the organism in Eukaryota, Dinophyceae, Suessiales, Symbiodiniaceae.
AUGCCAGACUUCAUUGUUGGUGACCGCAGCAUCCUGAAGCACGACGACCAUCCGAAAGACCCUUUGUUGGAAACACGGUCUGGCUGCCUAUUCCUCGUUCUCAUUCUGGGUUUCAUCAUCCCCGUUCUCCUCCUGGGAGUCUUCAUUGAUGCGGUCCAAGUUCUCAUCCUCGGAUUCUUCAUGGAUCUGGACGUUCUCAUCCUCGUGGCCAGGCCAAUUGCCACUUUCGUAAUAUUCUCUCAAGAGAUGCCUCUGGUAGGCUCGUGCGUCGUCCUGCCAGUUCCAGUAGUCCACGAUACAGGCCGCGCACCAGUGGUGCUUGUGGUUGGCCCUGUGGCGGGCACAAAGAGCCCAUCGUUGCUGGCACUGUUCGCAGCGCUGCGAACAGGAACGGCGGCGGCUGCAGAAAGAGCCCAUCGUUUCCGCAACCUCGCAAAAAAGAACCAAAAGCUCGACGACCUCCAGUACGACUACAAGGCCCUCAAGGACGACUACCACUACUUCAAAGGCUACUCUCAGGAAGUGGACGCAGUCUUGCUAGAAGCUAAGAAGAAGAUCCGAAGCUACAAGAACAAGAUCAAAAGCCUCAAGGAAACCAUAGGUGCAGCCUUGUCAGGAAGCGAAGGUGAAGAAGAGAAAGAAGAGGAGUUCAAGCCCAAGGUGCAGAAAGAGAAAGAAGAGAGAGAGGCACAGGAGGAAGAAGAGAAGAAACGGAAAGAAGGAAAGAAGCCACCAAAGCCCUUAGAGACAGAAGACCAAGAAGAAAAACCAGCAAGCAGCCAAGGAGACAACCCCGACGUGGCAGAGUUCACGCAGCUUGGCUACGUGUGGGAGUUCAACAAGAAGACCCAGGAGUACUGCGCAGCACGUGAAGGCAAGAAGGGAUCCGAGCGGAUCAAAGGAGCACCCGUGAAAGGCCGCCUCCUCUGGAACAAGGUCACGGACUGUUUCCGCAAGUACGGAGUUUGGUUCGUGGACGGCAAGAAGCUCGACGAGUACCUCCAGAACAAGGAGAACGAGAAGAUCGGGGAGGAAGUCCAAUGCCGUUUGAACAGCAAGGGCAGGUCCAACGACAACACAGGAAGCAAGGGAAAAGGUCCCUCAUGGGACGACAGCCACUACGAAGGUUGGUGGUACAACGAGCAGUGGAACACCGACGACAGUGGUUGGUACGAGAACGCGAACCCACAGAAUCCCGGCUACUGGCAGACGCCAGAGGAAUGGUCGCAACAGCAGCAGUGGGAGCAAUGGACGCCCAAGGGCAAAGGCAAAGGAAAGAAGUCCAAGAACUGGACGCAGUGA